AUGGAAGCGAAAUUGGGACGGUUACUGCGAAUGGAUCAGGGCCAGGAGCUCCCGCCGGGAGCCAGCAUUCGCGACAUGGGGAGUGUCGACAGCCGCCCUGUCACUUCCAAGCACUCGCACGUUCUUGACGCGGCGCCGCACCAGCCGGCCUCCAUGCACUCCCACGCCCGCACCGCGGAAGACAUCGGCGGGCUCGCGAGCGGCGCCAGCAACAGCGUGCGAGGCCCGUUCGCGAACGGCCAUCGCCACGGGGACGACGACGGCGAGCGGCAAAGUAACAUGGGUUUCGCGAUCGAUGGCGAAGUGAGCAGCCCGUGGGUGCAGGGGUCCGGCGAAGGGCGGGAGGGGUGGGCUGGCGGGGAGACGAGCCGGUUGCGCGCGGAGCUGGACGCGGUGGACGCGGAGCGGCGGAGGCUGGCGGGCGAGCGGGACGAGGCGCUGGCUGGGCUGGCGGAGGAGCGGCGUCGGAGCGAGGCGUGGAUGGGCAGGGCGCGGGACGCGGAGGCGGAGCGAGUCGCCGCCGACGCCAAGCUGGACGAGUGGACCCGUGGUCUCCAACGGUCGAGUGCAGUACAGAGCGGUGACGGACUCGAGAGUGGCUCAAACGAGGCGUCGGCAGCAGCAGCGGGGAAGCGAGCGGGGGGUGGGGAGGACAUGGUGAGGGUGUUAGAGGACGUAGUGGCGCACAAGACGCGCAUGGUCGCCCGCGAGCGAGGCAAGCGCGACGAGGCGGUGUGCCGGCGGGAGGAGGCGGAAGGCAAGCUCGCCGCCGCUGACAAGGAGCUGAGGGCGCUGCGACGACAGAUGGAUUCCCUGCGAUCUGGUUACCAGCAGGUGGCGGAACGGAAAGAGGAGCUGGAGGCGCGAGUGGGCAGCCUGGAGGAGGAGGUGGAGCGGGUGAGCGCGGAGGAGAGGGAGGCGAAGGAGGUGGUGGAGGGCGCCAUGCAGAUGUGGCGCGACGCCAGUGACGGCAAGCAGCUGGCGCAGGCACAGGCGGCGGAGCUGCAGGAGCAGGUGGAGCGGCUGCGGGGCGCGCUGGCCGAGGAGGCGGAGAAGGUGAGGCAGGCGCGGCAGGAGGCGGUCAUGCAGGCGGAGGCGAGCAAGCAGGCGCUGGCGCGGGUGAGGGAGGUGCAUUCGGGGGAGGGCGUACCUGAGGCGAAGUGGCUGGUGGAGUUGAAGGUGGAGGUGGAGCAGCGGCGCGUGGAGGUGCAGCAGGCGCAGCAGCAGGCGGCGUGGGAGCGCGAGAGGGCGGAGGCGGCGGAGAGGGCGAUGGAGGAGGAGCGGCAGCAGUGGGCGCGGCGGGAGAGGCGGCUGGAGGAGGACGUGAUGAACCAGCAGCUGCAGAUCGAGUUCCUCGAGGGGCUGCACGCGGGCGCGGGGGCAGCAGGCAGCCUGGCGGAUGGGUCUGGUGGCGGGGCGAGCCUGGAGAAGCGUGUGUGGGAGCUGGAAGCGGAGGUGAGGGAGCGCAGCAAGGAGGUGACGUCACUGCAGGAGUCGCUGGUGGAGGUGGAGCGGGAGAAGGCACACGUGGUGGAGCGCCAGCACUCGCUGCUGGCCGCCCUUGCGGGGGGUGACAGCGGGGCCGUGCUGACCCAGCUGCACACGGACGCCAUGCAGCUGUCCUCGCGCGUGAAGGAGGCGCAGGGCGAGCUGGCGCAGCGGGCGGAGGACUGGCGCGCGCUGGAGGGGGAGCUGCGGGGCAGGCUGGCGGACAAGGAGAGAGAGCUGCGGUUCCGUCUGAACCAGCUGCACGAGGGGGAGGAGGCGCAGUGGCGCGCGGAGGCGCAGGUGGAGGCGGAGAGGGCGGAGAAGGAGGCGCUGAGGCGGGAGGUGAGUCGCCUGCUGCUGCUGGGCAGCGAUGCGGGCAGUGCUGUGGGCGCGGACGGCCAUGCGGGGCGAGUGGGGGGAGAGAACGCGGGGGCAGGCGGGACGAAGGAAGGCGGUGAUGAGGGGAGUGAGGAGCGGGUGAGGCAGGCGAGGGAGGAGGCGGGCAUGUGGGGCAGCAAGGUGGCGGAGCUGGAGGGCGAGAUAGAGUGGCGCGACGCUGAGAUCAGCGCGCUGAGGGGCGCCCUGGACGACAGCAGCAAGGCCGUGGCCGUGGCGGAGAGGGCAGCCGCGGGCAAGGAGAGAGAGGUGCAGCGGCUGACAGCCGAGGUGCGGGAGAAGGGGCGCGAGGUGUGGGACUUGAUUCACGAGUCGGAGCUUAAGGCGAGGCAGAUGGAUGCUGUGGAGCGGGAGGCGAGCCGGCGCGCGGGCGAGCUGGAGGACGCUCAGGGCGACCUGGCGAUGGUGGAGAGGGAGGCGGAGCUGCUGCGCGGAAUGGUGAAGGAGCGGGAAGACGUGAUUGACGCGGUCAAGGCGCAGCUGGCGGAGCGGGACGGCGAGCUGGCGAGGCUGGGCGCUGAGGCGCAGGCGAUGCGGGCGGACGCGGAGGAGACGGUGCGGCGGCUGAAGGAGGAGGUGGAGGAGGCGAGAGAGCAGGUGGGGCGGGGCGAGGUGCAGCUGUUGGAGGAAGAAGGGCAGCGGAUCUUGGAGUUUGAAGAGCUGCAGGUGGAGCACACGAUGGUGGUGCGGCAGCUGCGAGAGGUGCAGCGCGAGGUGGAGGAGAAGGAGGCGCUGCUAAGAGGCAAGGAGGAGGAGGUGCGGGAGAGGGAGCAGGCGGAGCGGGAGAAGGAGCAGGAGUUGCUGGAGGCGCUGGUGGAGGCGGAGGAGGUGAAGAAACGCGUGGCUGAGGAGGUGGGGGGGGCUGUGCAGGCAAGGGAGCGCGCGGAGGCGGAGGCUGCGCGGGCGCAGGGGGAGAUUGGGGUGAUUCGGGAGGAGCUGGAGAGCACGAGGGAGGCUCUGAGGUGCCGGGAGAGCGAGAUGGAGGAGAGGGAGAGGGAGGUGGAGGAGGAGAGGCGAGUGAGGGAGGCGGUGGAGAGGGAGAGGGUGGCGCUAGAGCAGGAGGUGCGGGUGGUGAGGGCGCGGACGGAUGAGGUGGAGGAGGCGCUGAGGCGAGUGAGUGAGGAGAAGGGGAGGGUGGAGCAUGCGAGGGAGGUGGCUGAGAGGGAGAGGAGGAUGGAGGAGGAGCGGGAUGCUGUUGAGAGGGCGAGGGGUGAGGAGGAGGACACCAGGAGGAGGGCUGAAAGUGCAGUGCAGGAGCUGCAGGAGGCGAAGGAGAAGGUGGAAGGGGAGAGAAGAAGGGUAGAUGACGAGAGAGCAGCGCUGGAGGUGCGGCUGCAGGGGCUUCAAGGGCAGGUGGAGCAGCUGAGAGGGCAGGUGGAAGAACUGUCCGGGCAGGUGAAGGAGCGAGAGGCGGAGUUGGCAGAGAAGGUGAGGAUGGUGGAGGCGGCAGAGGGGAGGAGAGGCGAGGUGGAGCAACGCGUGGUUGAUUUGAAAGCUGAGCUGGCAGCGCUGGGAGGGACGCUGAAGGAGAUAGAGGCGGCGGUGGAGGUGAAAGAAAGGGCGCUGGCGGCAGCAGAGGAGGAGAAGAGCCGAGCACAGCAGCAGGUGCAAGAGCAGAGAGAGCAGCGGGAGGCGCUGGAGAAGCAGCACGCGCAGCUGGAGGGACUGCUGGCGGGGCUCAGGGCAAGCUGCCGUGCGCUGGAGGAGGGAGGCGCGAUGGAGAAGGAGAGGCGCGAGCAGGCGGAGGAGGACCUGGAGACUGAGAGGCAGGCGCGGCGGAGGGAGAAGGAGGGACUUGAGGAGAGGAUUGGCGAGCUGGUGAGGCGGGUGGAGGGAGAGGAGGCGCAGGUGAGGGAGGUGAAAGGGAGGCUGGAGGAGGUGAUUGGGGCGAAGGAGGGGCUGGCGAGGGACGUGGAGGAGGCUAGGGCGCGAGAAGAGAAGCUGAGGAAGGAGGUUGGGGAGAAAGAGGAGAGGAGGAGGAAGGCGGAGGUGUUGGUUGUGCAGCUGCAGGAGCAAGUGGCGGCUGUGGGGUGCGAACUUGAGAGGGUGAAGGCUGGGCUGGAAGAGACUGAGAGACGAGUGGAGGAGGCGAAUGAGGCGAGAAAUAAAGAGGGUGAGGAGAGGGCGAGGGUGGAGGCUGAUUUGGAAACGGAGAGGGAGAGAUUGGAGGCAGCACGGAGUGAACUGGCGGCAGAGAUGAGUGCGUUGGAGCGUGUGAGAGAGGAGGUGGCAGAGGAGCAGCGGAGGAGGGAGGAGGCGGAGCAGCGGAGCAGCAUGUUGGGCGAGCAGGUGCAGCGGCUGCAGCAGCAGGUGGUGGUGGCGGGCAGGCAGCGGGAGGAGCAGGAGGAGGAGAUGGCUGUGAGGGACACUCUGGUGCAGAGCCUCCGAGAGGAGCUGGAGGGCGAGCGGACGAGGGUGGCGGAGGGUGAGGCGAGGGCGAGGGAGCUGGAGGAGAGCGAGAGGGGGCUGAGAGAGGCGUUGGAAGGCGAGGAGGGCAGGCGGAGGGAGGCGGAGGAGAGCGUGGAGAGGGAGAGAGGUGCUGUGAGUGAACUGGAGGGGCGGGUGGGUGAGCUGGAGGCGGAGAGGAGAGAGGUGGAAGCAUCGUUGGAAGGGGAGAGGCAGGCGAGGGAGGAGGAGGAAGCGAGGGUGAAGGAGGUGAGGGGGCAGAGGGACGAGGUGGAGAGGGAGUUGAAGAGGGUGAGGGAGGAGCUGAGAGCGGUGCAGGAGGAGAAGGCAGCAGUGAGUGCUCAGUGCGAGAAGGUACAGGAGGAGCUCGGCUGUGCUCGGAAUGAGCUCGCCUCCGCUCAGAAAAGGCUGGAAGAGGCAGAGAUGGCGGCGGAGAGAGCGAGGGAGACACACAGCAAGGCCACGGCUGCUGCAGAAGCUGCCAGGAAGGCUGCAGAGGAGAAAGCGGCUGCGCUGAAAGCAGAGAUAGAGGCCAUGCGAGGUACGGUUGAGGAGAAGGAGCGAGAGAUAGCUGCCCUCACUGCAGCGAGUGCUGGCACCACGCGGCUGCUGGAGGCGUUCAAGCGCAAGGUGCAGACGCUGGAGGGCGAGGUGGCUGCCAAGGCGGGCGAGGCUGAGGCGGCCAGGGCGGACGCGGAGCAGCAGAGGGACGCGGGUGCUGCGCUGGCGAGGCAGCUGGCGGAGGUGCGGGCGGUGCGUGUGAAGCUGGAGGAGCGGGUUGGCGCCCAGGAGCGCGCGCUGGAGGGGAGGGCGGCGGACGUGGAGGGGCUGAAGCGGGAGAAGCAGCGGGUGGGGGAGCACCUGGUGCGGACGCAGGAGGAGAAGGAGCGCGCUCUGAGUGAGGCUGCGGCGUUUAGGCGGGAAGGGGAGGAGCUGAGGGAGCAGGUGGGCGUGUGGAAGGAGAGGGAGCGGGUGGCCGUGGUGCAGUUGAAGGAGGAGCGGGAGGCGAGGAGGGAGGUGGAGAAGGAGAGGGAGAUGCUGAGGGUUGAGGCGGAGGAUGGGUCAGAGAUGGCCGUGGGGCUGAAGCUACGGGUGGGUGAGCUGGAGGAUGCUGCUGGGAAGCUGCGGGAGAAGGUGGAGGAGAGGGAGAGGCAGGUGCGGGAGGUGCAGGAGCAGCUGCGAGGAGCGGUGCAGGAGAUAGAGAAUCUGCAGGAGAGCAUUGGGCGGAGGGAGGAGGAGGUGGAGGAGGAGAGGAAGGCGAGGCGACGCGUGGAGGGAGAGGCGGACGCGGUGAGGCAGCAGGUGAGAGGUCUGACCGCAGAGGUGGAGCAGAGGGCGCAGCAGGUGGAGGCGCUGAGAGGGGAGGUGGCAACAUUGGAAGAGCGGCUUGCAGGCAAGGAGAGAGAGGCAGGUGAGCUGGUGGAGUCAGUGACAAGAGCGAAGAGGCAUGCUGAAGAAGAGAGGGAGGAGCGAGAGAGAAUGCUGCAGGAGACGAGGGGAGAGGUGGAGAGAAAGGUGGAGGAAGUGAGGCGAGAGAAGGAGGAGGUGGUGGCACGGAUGGUGGCUGACGUGGAGCGAGUGUCCAGUGAGCUGGAGACACAGAGAGGGGAGGUACUGAGGCUGGAGAAGAGUGGGAAGAAGGCGGAGGAGAGACGACAGGAGGCGGAGGGGAGAGUGAGGCAGGUGGAGGGCGAGGUGCAGCAGGCGGUGGAGGGCCGGGCAGCAGCGGUGGCUGAGAGAGACGCACUGCAGGUGGCGCUGGGGCAGGCGGAGGAGGCUGGCGCGCGGCUGAGGGGCGAGGUGGAGGCGAGCAGGGCGGAGCAGCAGAAGCUGCAGGCGCAGGUGGAGCAGGAGAGGGCGCAGGUGGAGAGGCUGCAGCAGGAGAGGGCGCAGGUGGUGGCACGAGUGGCGGUGCUUGAAAAGCAACUGGCGGCAGAAGGCGAGGCUAGUGGCGCGCUGCAGGAGGAGGUGCGGCGGCUUGUGGGGCUGUACGAGGAGGCGAGCGCUGAGGCAGCGAGCGAGCACGCUGAGAGGGAAGAGGCGGCGCUGAUGCUGGAGGGCGAGCGGGCAGCGGCGGAGCAGGAGAGGGCGCGGCUGCAGGGCGAGGUGGACGCGAUGGGCGUGGAGAUCGAGGAGGUGAGGCGGCUGUUCGAGGAGGCUCGGGAUGAGGCGGAGGAGGAGCGGGCAAAAGGGGCGAGCAUGGAGGAGGAGGUGAAGCAGGCCGUGGGGGAGAGCAGACGGAUGGCGGAGGAGGUGAGGCGCGCGGAGGAGGAGCGGGCGGAGGUGGUGGGGGAGGUGGAGGCGAUGAGGGCGACGAUAGAGGAGCUGCAGCAGGGCGUGGAGGCGGCUGUGGAGGCCGUCAUGCUGCAGCGCGCGCAGGGGGCGAAUGCAGAGGAGGAGGUGCAGAGGGAGCGCACGGGGAGGGAGGAGGCGGAGCGGCGGGUGGAGGAGCUGGAGAAGGCGGUGGGGGAGCUGGUGGCGCAGGUGGAGGCGAGCGUGCGGGCAGUGGGGGCGGCAGAGGAGGAGAGGCGAGCGAAGGAGGGUGAGUGGGCGGAGGAGGUGCGGAGAGCAGAGGCAGAGGCGGAGGCGUUGAGGGGGAGGGUGAGGAAGGAGGAGGAGGAGGUGGUGGCAUUGCGACGGGAGCGAGAGGCCAUGGUGGAGGGGCACGAUGGGGAGGUGCGCGCGCUGAGAGAGAGGAGCAGGCGGCAGGAGGAGGAGGUGGUGCGAGUGCGGGGGGAGCUGGAGGAGGCGCAGAGGAGAGUGAGGGAGGAGGCGGGGAAGGCAACGAGGGCGCAGGCAGAAGCGGGGGAGGUGCAGGCGAUGGUGGCGGAGAUGCAGAGAGGGCUGUCGGAGCUGGCGGGGCAGCUGGGGGAGAUGACUCUCGAGGUGGAGCGACAGAGGGCCGCCAAGGAGGAGGCUGUGAGGGAGGCGGAGAGGCUGCAGGUGGAGCAUGAGAGGCAAGUGGAGGAGCUGAGUGCGGUUGUGAGGGAUGCGGAGGGGCGAGUGGAGCAGGUGAGGAGGGAGAAGGAGGAGGGCGAUGCUGUGUGGAGCAGCAAGGUUGCGGCGUUGAGAGAAAGGAUGGAAGGAGCGGUGGCAGGGGGGAUACAGGCGGAGAAGGAGGUGAGAGAGGCGAGGGACGUGGUGAUGCGGGAGAGGGAGAGGGCGGAGGAGGCAGAGGCGGAGGCGGAGAGGCUGGAGGACGUGCUGAGUAAGAUGGAGGAGGAGCAGGUGGUGGCGAGGAAAGAUCGGACUAACGUUGCCAGGCUGGCAGAGCAUGUGCAGGCACGCAUUGCUGAGCUGGAAGCUGAGCUGGAGGAGUCCCACGCUGAGCUGGAACAAGCCCAUGCUGAGCUGGAGCAGAAACGUGCUGAUCUGGAGGAGAGUGCCGCCACGCUGAAGGUGGUGAUGGGCGAUGCAGAGCGGUUGAAGGAGGUGGUGAGGGUGCAGGAAGAAGCAGCAGCAAGGGAGGUGGCGGGAGCGAAGGGAGAUGCGGCCAAGACAGCAGCGAGUGUGAGGCAGCUGCAGGGGGAGGUGGCUCAGCUGCAGGCCUCCGUGCAGGAGAAAGACGAAUCCGUGGAGAUGCUUAUAAAGGAGACGGCACAGCUGAGGCGAGCGGUGAGGCAGAAGGAGGCGGAGUGCCGACAGACAGCUGAGGCAGCAGCGGCGGAGCUGCAGCACAUGGCGGCCCAGGCAGAGGCGCUGCAGGGGCGGUUGCAGGCGAGUGUGGAGGAGGCGAGGGCAGAGAGGGAGGAGAGAGAGCGAGCGGUGAAGCGACUUGGGGAGGACAUUGAGGCGCUGAGGGAGGCGGUGAGGGAGAGGGAGGGCGAGGAGAAGCGCGCCAAGGCGGCCCUGCAGGCGGCUCUGGAGGGGAUGAGCCGGGAGAAUGCAGUGGAGAGGGAGGAGGCGCAGCGGCGCAUGGAGGUGGAAGUGACGCUGGCAGAGGCGCAGGCGGAUUUGAGUGAGGCGCGGCGACGCGUGGUGGAGUAUGAAACGGCUCUGGCGCUGGCAGCCGCUGAGGUGGAGGAGGAGAGGAGGCGGCGGGAGAGGGAGGUGAGGGAGGUGAGGGAGGAGGGUGAGGGGUUGAGGGAGGCUGUGAGAGGGAAGGAGGGUGAGGUGAGGGCGGAGAGGGAGGCGCGGGAGAGGGAGAGGCGGGAGAUGGAGGAGGAGAGGCUGGUGUGGGAGAGGGAGAGGGAGCGGGUGGGGGAGACCGGGGAGAAGGAAAGGGAGGCGAGGGGGAGGAGGGAGAGGGAGCUUCGGGCGGAGAUGGAGGAGAGGGAGAUUGCGCUGUUGGAGCAGAUGGAGGAGGUGCAGCAGACGUGGCGGCGCAAGCUGGAGCUGCAGACCAAGGAGUGGCACGCGGAGAAGGCCGCUUUGGACCAACUUAUGGUGGCUGAGAUAGCGGCGAUUAGGAAGGAGAGGGGGCGCAUGGAGGAGCGCGAGAAGGUGUGGCGCGGCGAGGAGGCUGCUUGGCGGGCGAAUGAGGAGACGUGGCGGCGGAAGGAGGAGCAGUGGGCGGAGAGGGAGAGGGAGAUGGAGGAGGAGAGGGAGGAGAUGGCUGGGAGGGAGGAGCGGGUUAGGGAGGAGCAGGAGGAGGAGUGGAGGAGGAAGGAGAAAGAGUGGGUGAGGAGGGAGGUUAAAAUGGAGGAGGCAUGGGAGGCAGAGAAGGAAGGGUGGGCGAGGGAGAGGAGGGCGUGGGAGGAGGGGAAGGCGGAGUGGGAGGAGAAGGAAAGGAGACUGCGAGAGUUGGAAGAGGAGAUGGGAGAGGUGAGGAGGAAGAUGGAGGCUGCCACUGCUGCUGCAGAGGCGGCAGCGGCUCAGGUGGUUGAAGCAAAGGCUGCUGCUGCUGCCGCCACUGAAGAGGCAGCUAAAGCUGCUGCGCAGGCUGCUGCUGCUCAUGCUUCUGCUGCAAGCAGAGCUGGAGCAACUGCUGCAGGGACAAGCGGAACGGAUGGGGCUGAAGGAGAGGAGGGAGGAAAAGGGCCGGAGGAGGGAGCAAGCAGGCAGGAGGAGGGGCAGAAGAAGAAGAAAAAGAAGAAGGCAGGGGGGGCAGGAGGAGGCGUGUCGGACGGUGCUGAUGGUGGCAGCAGCAGCGGGGGCGGUGGGGGCAAGAAGGUGGUGCUGGGCGCGGAGGAGCUGAGGAAGCUGGAGGAGUACAUUGGGGAGAUGGAGGGCAAGUGCGCUCGCAUGCAGGUGAGGGCAAGUGCGCUCGCAUGCAGCAGCGGAGUCGAAUGGACUGAGGCGGACGUGGAGGGGGUGGUGGGCUGGCUCUCUUCCUCAGACAGGGCCUGUGCUCGCCUCUUGCCCCCUCCUUUCCCCUCAUUCCCCUACCCUCCCGUGCUCUCCCCCCACAUGACCCUCCCCCCUCCCCACCAGGCGGGGCUGGCAGCAAAGGCGGCGGAGGCGGAGGGGGUGAGGGCGGAGGUGGAGGGGGUGGUGAGGCGCAUGGACGAGGAGAGGGCUGCCAGGGACGCUGCUCUCGCCACCCUCAUGGCUGGUGCCCACGGUGGCCCUCCCUUCCUUGCUCGUUUCCCACUCCCUCUUGUCGUUUCCCACUCCCUCUUGUCGUUUCCCACUCCCUCUUGUCGUUUUCCUCUCCCAGCAACCGCCCUCCCAUCUCUUCACUUCGCCUUUCCCCUCCCAGGAUGCAGCAGCAGCGGAGCGCCCUCCCCGCAAGACACAGCAGCAGCAUCACGGGCAUUCUCGCAGCACAGUGGGGAGAUGGCAGCGCUGGCACAGCGGGCCCGGGAGGCAGGCGUGCAGGCAGCAGUGCUGGCAGGCCAGGGUGGGGAGGGCGCGGGCAAGGGCGUUGCUGGGGGCGCGGGGGCAGCGGGGGCGCUGGCGAUUGUGGCGGCUCCUGGUGCUGGGAGCGCUGUGAUGAGUGCUGAUGGCGACAGCCGAUCGCUCUCUGCAGCCUCCAUGGGGUCAAUGGGCUCCUACUGGGGCGGCGCCUCUGCGGGCCCACCGCAGCCCACGCUGGUGGGAGGGGGCGGGUGGGGGGGGGUGCGGCGGCAGCAGAAGUGGAUGGUGGACGGCUCCUGGGUGGAGAGCAUGCGCCGGGAGCAUGCGGAGAUGCGCAGGAAGCUGGAGGAGGAGAGGCAGCGGUCGGCAGCACUGGAGCAGGUGCAAGCGGAGAACGUGUGGAUGGAGGCGGCGCUGGUGCAGCUGCUGGAGUCGCGCAAGCGCUACGAGGGGGAGAUUGCGCACCUCAUCACCAAG
Messenger RNA from Closterium sp. Naga37s-1, 10506 nucleotides. The record is from the annotation of a GenBank genome assembly. NCBI's taxonomy places the organism in Eukaryota, Viridiplantae, Streptophyta, Zygnematophyceae, Desmidiales, Closteriaceae.